Molecule: messenger RNA, 3381 nt
Organism: Orussus abietinus
Lineage: Eukaryota; Metazoa; Arthropoda; Insecta; Hymenoptera; Orussidae
Exons: 2
Coding region: 1402-3204 (600 amino acids)
Source: RefSeq, a predicted model, not a curated record
ACACGGAUGACAAUUUCUCCGAUUCAGCCGUUUUCGUCGGCAUACAUUACUCACACCAGCUGACACGGUAAAAAAAUCUGCACGUCAUGUUGCGACGAGUUCUUUGUAAUCAAUCGUGCAGAUAUAGAAGUUUACCCUCAUCCAUUGUUUCAUUGAUUACCAGUGUUGUCAUUAAAUCACUUUUUUUUACAAACCAUUAAGGUGACAUGAAAGGGUCAUUCUAUACGUAUCGAAACGUGAAAAUAUUUAUAAAACUUUUCUCCAAACUGAAUAAACAAUGUUGACUAAAAGUGGUGGAAUUCAACGGAUUAUUCUCUUUCCUAUAUUUAAAAAGCAACGUUAACAUCUAAUCAUUUUCUGCAACCUGAUGUUGUUACUUCGUGUUUGAGUGUACUCAAUAAAAGAAAUAUUUACAAAAAAUAGUACAUAUUGGCAGAUUUUAUUAUUUACGUAACAUUUGUGUAAAUAUGUAACCGUUGUAUGAUGCGUAUAUACAGGGUGUAACAGAACUCGUAGUCAAGGUUUAUACAGCGCUAUCCUUGAAAUUGGAUCUUUGAAAUUGGAUCGUUGAAAAAGGAAUCGAAAAGUCCUUUAAUAUUUUUUCCUACAGUGCAUAAAUUUCCUGUAAUAUUUUUUCCUACAGUGCAUAAAUUUCCUGUAAUAUUUUUUCCUAUAGUGCAUAAAUUUCCUGUAAUAACUAAGUAAAGCACAGCCAAUAAAUCGCGUUUCCGAACGGAAAGCAUAACGAAGGCAUAUUACGUCCUGUUACGUCCUUUCCGCUAUACCUGCCGUUCGGAAACGCGAUUUAUUGGCUGUGCUCUGGGGGGUCUAUUACGUAAAGCAAAUUGAGCAAAAAUGUGAAAAAUGAGUAGCUUAUGGCAGAGAUGAUUUGAAAUAUUACUACACCAGAAGUGCUAGUGAUCUUGUUCUUUCAUAUAGCGAAUACGUAAUUCGGCGAAUAUACCCAUGUGAGAUGGAAGUGCGAGAAGUGAGCGCUCUCGUUAAAAAUACGUAAUAAACGCGUCUAAAAAUAUCCACAAGAAACAUUACAAUUUAAAUUGGCUAAAGUGUCCCAUUGGAUACUGUAGGCCAUAAAGUGAAAUAAAGUACCAACUAGAGAAAAGAAAAUGGCGCGGAUUACGUGCGUAGUUAGCACAUGAUGAGAGAAAACGUACUCAAAGAAACUAAAAGUCAAUCAAAGAAAAAAGAAAACUCCAAUGAAGAAACACAAAACAAGAAUUAUAAGAAUUAAAGAAACAAAGCAAGGAAGCAGUGGUAUUGGGCUCAAAUCAGUGGACCGAAAUUCUAGGUGAUAUUAUUCCGAGGAGGUACCUGCAAAAAUUUCUUUCCUCUCCAGAAGCAUUUACUAGGAAAUUAGUGACUAUCAUAGAACAGUUAAUUAUGGAAUGUAAUUCAGGCAAUAAAUCUGGCAUGAAUUUAAGUAAAUUCACAAAAAAAUUCAAGAUGUGUAAAUUUAUAGAAGAUGAAUCGAUUCCUGAAGGUUUUUCACUUUGCGAUACCAAUUUGUCUGUGCAAAAAGAGGAGACAAGACAGAAUUAUAAUAUAGAGGUUGAUUCUCACGGAAGAAUAAGAGAUGCAAACCGAUACAGAAAAGAAGAUAGCAAAGCAGCGUUCUCAAGUGUGGCAUCAGCACGACCACAUUUUUUAAAUCAGUCUCCAGACAAAAAUAGAGAAAUAGAUCGCUUCAAAUUUGUACAAAGCAAUAAAGUACAGAAUGAUUUAUCUCCACAGAAAGAAGAAAUUGAUGAGGAAUUAAAUAAUGACAGUAUCUCUUCGUUUCUUCAGUGGGAAAAUCUUUGUAAUGCACUGUAUUCAGAUCAGGAAUGUCCAGAUAGUAGCCAACCUGAUACGUCGCCAGUGGAAUUCACUUCUUGUCCAACCAAAAGUGAUAAUUAUUUAACUGCAUCUGAGCGACAGAUGUCUUUGCUGAUGAUAGAAAGUUUGGUAGAAAAUGAGAAUAUCAAAAAACUGUCAGGAUCGGACAUUUUAAAGAACAAGAAAUCUCCGAAUACUGAACAAUUCUACAAACGUAGAUUAAACAGCUUAAAUAGAAAGGCAACGUCUUCUAAGGAUGAUCAAGGGUCGUAUUCCGAGAAAGAAUUAACAGCGAACACAUUAUUGGAAUUAAGAAAGAAACGACAGAGGUGUUUCGAUGCAGCGAAGGCAGGGUCAGCUAUUAUAGACAAAUGUACGAUAGAUGAAAGUGAAGAAUUUGCAGGAAGACAGAAAUCAGAUGUGCCAAAAUCAUUGCAGUGCAAUGCAAAAUUUGAGCGAACGCUUUCCAUCUGCGCAGGUUAUUAUUCUGAGUUGAUGAAUACAUUUCAGUCAUAUGCCACAGUACCUCCAAAAGUUGAGGAUCUCAAACCAAGUGAAAAGACUAAAAGUCUUUUAAAAUCCAAUACUGCUUCCGUCAACCGUAAACCUGUGAAAUCUGUGAAAUUGGUUAAAUCAACACAGAGAGUUCAGCUUGGCGCCAGUAAAAAUUCUGCUUCGACAGAAAAAGGCAAUACUAUGAGGACAGUCAGUUGUAAAACAACAUUGCAAAGAAGAGUGCCUAAAGCUUUACCUACUGAAAAGACAAAACAGUUGUCUUCGAAUGUAGUUCAGAAAGACUUCAGAAAGAACAAGGGCUUGAAUACUACAUUUUUACAGUUAAGUAGUAAGAAGCGUAAAGCUGAGCAUGUAUCACCAAUUUUCAAAGACGGAAAACAUAUUGUUAUGAAGACGAAAGAAUUAAAUGAAGCAAAGUCUGAACGACCACAAAGUGUUAAAGCUACUCGAAGUCCACUUAAUGCAAAUUACUCGCCUCAAAAGUUACCAAAAAAUAUGUCUCCAAAACCUUUGUCACCUCUGGUUUUACCAAAAUCUCGAUUAGCAAAAGAGAAUAGACAUCCAUCUCCCAAAGGAGUGUUCACGAAACCAGUAUCACCUGUGAUACAUCAAAGUCGCCUUCAACCAGUGAUAUUGAAACGGAGUACGUCGAAGAACCCUGCCUGUGUAAAAAGUCCAAAAGGAAUAUUCCAGUUGCAAAAAGAUGCAAGCAUCAGUCCUGGGCCAUCAUUGGAUGACACCUCUAAUCGCAGUCCUACCUUCAGAUAUUUCACGACUCCUGGAAAGAAUACAUCUUUUCUGAAACGAAAAAGGCCAAAAACAUAUUUUACAGAAUUUACGAAUUUACAUUGAAAUGCCACAAAAAGUCUAUCAAGCUCUUGUGCACGGUCGCGAGUAAAAAAAAAAAGUGAGACAAGAAAGUGUGAUAGUGAAAGUAACAACGAUAAUAUAUGUAAUUUAUGUUAUAAUACAAAUAACAAGCUGCUCUUGUAAGAUGUGAAACUUAUAAAUAGUAUUCUUUCAACCAUA